UUAGGACUCUUAUGUCGCCGUUCUUCCUCGGAAUCUCCUUCUUCCUCUGAAUCUCUGAUUUGUCAGCCUAUAAAAACAUUCCCCAAUAUCUCCAUUUCCAUCAUCAACCACCCUUUUCUUCAUCUCUCUUCCCUCUCCAUGGCUUCCAUUAACUGCGUUUCUUCUGACCUUUUCCCUCUACUGGGUAACUCCAGCAAUGCCGCGGCUGCAGCCGAUUACAUCUGCAACCAGUUUUCCGUCGUCGGAAAUAAGUUUUCCGAUGCCGGCCAUGCCAUUGACAACACAUACCUCCUCUUCUCUGCGUAUCUUGUCUUCGCCAUGCAGCUAGGCUUUGCCAUGCUCUGUGCCGGCUCCGUUCGCGCCAAGAACACCAUGAACAUCAUGCUCACUAAUGUUCUCGACGCCGCAACCGGCAGCAUCUGUUACUACCUCUUCGGAUACGCUUUUGCUUUCGGCAGUCCAUCAAAUGGUUUUGUGGGAAAACAAUUCUUUGCUCUUGACAAAAUCCCUUCAGAAUCAGCUGCUGCAGACUACAGCAACUUUCUCUACCAAUGGGCUUUUGCCAUAGCAGCUGCAGGAAUUACCAGUGGUUCUAUAGCAGAAAGAACCCAGUUCGUCUCUUACCUCAUCUACUCCGCCUUCUUGACUGGUCUAGUUUACCCUAUAGUCUCUCACUGGUUCUGGGCAACAGACGGGUGGGGGAGUGCGUUUAAAACAGAAAACCUCUUGUUUGGAUCUGGAGUAAUCGACUUUGCAGGGUCCGGUGUUGUCCACUUGGUUGGCGGCAUUGCUGGCUUAUGGGGUGCCCUAAUCGAAGGUCCUCGUAUUGGUAGAUUCGAUCAUUCUGGCAAACCAGUAACCCUGCGCGGACACAGUGCGACCCUUGUCGUCUUGGGCUCAUUCUUGCUCUGGUUUGGCUGGUAUGGGUUUAACCCAGGUUCAUUUAUCAGUAUCUUUAAAUCUUACGAUCCCAAUGGUGGACAAUUCUACGGCCAAUGGAGCGCAGUCGGGAGAACUGCCGUGACUACAACUCUUGCAGGCAGCGCUGCUGCAUUAACCACUUUGUUUGGGAAGCGCUUGCUUGUUGGUCACUGGAAUGUAACCGAUGUCUGCAAUGGUUUACUUGGUGGGUUCGCUGCAAUCACCUCAGGCUGCUCGGUGGUCGACCCAUGGGCUUCAGUUCUUUGUGGGUUUGUUGCCGCUUGGGUGCUUAUUGGGUGCAACAAGCUAGCCGAGUGGUUCAAGUACGAUGACCCAUUAGAGGCUGCGCAGCUUCAUGCUGGGUGUGGUGCGUGGGGUCUGAUCUUUACAGGGUUGUUCGCUUCGAAACAAUUAGUGGGUGAGGUCUAUGGUUCUGGACGGCCAUAUGGGUUGUUCAUGGGUGGUGGAGGAAAGUUGUUUGGAGCACAGAUUGUUCAGAUUUUGACGAUUACAGGAUGGGUAAGUAUCACAAUGGGAAGUCUGUUCUAUAUGCUGCAUAAGUUGAGGCUUCUGAGGAUUUCGCCGGAGGAAGAGAUGGCAGGAAUGGAUUUGACAAGCCAUGGUGGAUUGGCGUAUACAUACAAUGAUGAAUAUGAUGAUACAGUGAAGAAGAAUGAAUUUCCAAUGACAAAGAUGGACUCGCCGGCCGUUUGAUUUGGUGUUGAAGGAGGUGGGCUGUUUUUGUUUCUAAUGCUUUUCUUGGUUAACUUUCUAAUGCUUUUUCUUUUUUAAAAAAAGAUCACGUAUAUAGUGGAUAGUUGGGUUGGUUUCCAUGG
This is a messenger RNA of Carica papaya (papaya), 1757 nucleotides long. Its product is annotated as ammonium transporter 1 member 4-like. NCBI's taxonomy places the organism in Eukaryota, Viridiplantae, Streptophyta, Magnoliopsida, Brassicales, Caricaceae. Gene Ontology annotation, biological process: ammonium transmembrane transport; ammonium homeostasis. The record is from RefSeq and is a predicted model, not a curated record. Gene Ontology annotation, cellular component: plasma membrane. Gene Ontology annotation, molecular function: ammonium channel activity.